Pieris brassicae (large cabbage white) is the source of this 2553-nucleotide messenger RNA. It is a transcript of the gene TBC1D5, whose product is annotated as TBC1 domain family member 5-like. Gene Ontology annotation, molecular function: GTPase activator activity. The coding region runs from base 199 to 1833 and encodes 544 amino acids. The transcript is spliced from 13 exons. The record is from RefSeq and is a predicted model, not a curated record. Gene Ontology annotation, biological process: activation of GTPase activity. NCBI's taxonomy places the organism in Eukaryota, Metazoa, Arthropoda, Insecta, Lepidoptera, Pieridae.
GACACUCGGCAGUAGCGGAGGUCGGAAUUUGUAUUUCCAUCUGCUGUUAGCUUCUAAACUUUUAAGUUUCUUCCGUCGUGAUUAUAUCAGUAUAACUGUUGCAGCUUAAACGGUAUUGUUAAUCAUUAUCAUAAAAAACAAAUAAUAUGAUAAACCACUAAGACAAGAUUUAAUAUUUCCGGCUAUUAGAUUUUUAUCAUGGCAACAAACAGUAAUAACAGCUCACCUGGGCAUUCACCUUCCUCUACAACUUUAGAAGCAGUUGACUAUAACUUACAGUUUCCAACAUGGUCAAUGGAGUAUUUAAAAAAAGCAGCAAUGCAACAAAGAUUAGUGAGACCUCGCAGUCUUGCCUGGGCAAUUAUGCUCAAUGCUAUUCCACCCCCUUCUGGUGAUAUUUUAUUAAGCAUACACGGCCAUAGAAAUUUCUACAAUGACCUUAGAAAUAAACUUUCUAUGGACCCUCGUGCUGUCAUUGGUGAUGAUCCCCUGUCACAGAAUGAUGAGAGUGCAUGGAAGCAGCACUUUUGUGAUAAUGAAUUGAAGGCUUUAAUAUUACAAGAUGUAGUGCGGACAUUUCCUGAUGAAACAUACUUUAGAGAUAAAGAUGUCCAAGACACAAUGGUUCGAGUUUUAUUUUUCUGGUCUCGCUCUCAUCCCAGCCCGGGAUACAGACAAGGAAUGCACGAAGUCUUAGCACCUUUGCUCUUUGAACUAUAUUGUGACAGACAACAAGCUAAACAGCAUGCUUUGAGUGAUACACUGCUGAAUUAUUUAGAAGAAGGCUACCUUGAACAUGAUAGCUACAUGCUAUUCAGUGCUGUGAUGAAAGGAUUAGAGCAAUUCUAUAGCACAGGAGAUGUUAUUCCAACGUCAUGUGGCCGACUGCCUCUAUCUAGGUCACUACAUAAUCAAAACGAAGCGGUAAGAUAUUUGGAACGUGUGCGGGAAGACUAUUUGACGUCCGCGGACCCGGGGCUCGCGAAACACCUCAUGGAAUGCAAUAUAUCCAUGGAACUGUUUGGCAUUCGCUGGCUUCGGCUCCUCUUCGGUCGCGAGUUCCCUCGCACGGAAAUACCUAAUUUGUGGAGUUUUAUAUUCUCUGAUGGGCCGAUGUUACCCAAUUUGCACCAUAUCGUUGUAGCUAUGCUCAUGUCGAUACGGACUGCUUUACUAGAAUGCGACACGGGUUGCGCGUUGUCUCUAUUGAUGCGCCCGUCGAGUGCGUCCGCUGGCCACGUUUGUGCUCUGAGUCUCCAUUUGCGAGAUCCCAUCAGAUAUCCCUCACCACCUGCUCAACUCAAUAAUAGUCACGAUAGUGCAAUAGACGCAGCUAAUUCGGAAUACAGUUACGAUCAAAAGGCGGAAGAGGAGGCCGAGACGGACGGAUCAGAGGGUUUAGCCGAAGGCGGUGACGUGGCUCGCUCUUUGGCGGCUCUGGCCCUGCUCAGGGCGCGUCUCCCCUCGGCUGUCGCCGCCCUACAAGCCGCUCUGCCGAGACCGCCCCCGGACGCAAUACCCGCCUUGGAACAGAUCGCUCAACUCUCCGCCUUACUGCAAUGCCGAAAUCACGCUUUGAUUGAUGUCGAAACGGCCUUAGAAGCGGCCGAAAACCAGACAUCAUUCUCCGUUGGACGGCGUCAACUGGUCCCUGUGGUGCUGGGAAGGAAUAAACCUAAAGUUAACCAGGUCAAGGUGAACCAGGUCAAAGUGAAUCAAGUAAAAGUGAUAAAUAAAGUCAAAGAAGUGCCAUUACAAGUGUUCCAUCAAGUUGAAUGUGAUUCCACAAGUGAUUUGCCAUUCCAGGAUCCCCUGCGGUUACGGACAGAGUGACUACGGAGAAAAAUUAUGCUGUUCAGUUAUUAUCAUUGAUUAUUCAUAAUUUUGAAUAAUUCAUGAUAAUUAUUCAGCAUAAUGAUACCUUUUUACUUUCCAAUUGACUAAUAAUGAAUUUUAAAGAAAAAAAAUGUUUACAGCUUAUGUAAUUAAAAUUAGCAUUGUAUAGAUAUUUUUAAUAUGGAUACUAGGUUUUUGUGAAGAAAUCCAUUGCAGGAAGGUACUGCAUUUGGCAAGUUUGUCAAAGCCCUGACAAUUGACUAAUCUGUCAAAACCCUAAUCAAACAUGCCUUGUGUGCCAUUAAAAAUGCGAAAAACGAAAAAUAAUACAAACAUUGUAUUAAAGUAUGUGUGAUAAUGUGUUCAAUAUAGAUAAUUCAAAUGUGAUUUGUAUUAGUCUUAACUAAACAAUUUUUUCUAUAUAUAAGGAAUCCGUACUUUGUAAAAUGUAAUGGGUUUAGUUAAAAAUAAGGUAUAGAUUUUUAUAUAUUCUUUGUUACACAAAGCAAUAUCUUAUUGCUGUGAAGUAACAUGCGGAAUAACAACUAAAUUCAUAGCAAUUAAGCUUUGUCUAUGAACGUUUUUUUUAAGUGAAUAUAAUGAUGAUAUGAAGCAAUAUUAUUAUUAUUCAAAGUUGUGAUUGAUUUAUAGAUCUCAAAUAUGUAAAAUAUUUAUGUUGCUCAGAAAUUAUGUUGUCCUUUAAUAUAUAUAUAUAUU